Brassica napus (rape) is the source of this 2388-nucleotide messenger RNA. RefSeq lists its product as uncharacterized. The coding region runs from base 1 to 2388 and encodes 795 amino acids. Lineage: Eukaryota; Viridiplantae; Streptophyta; Magnoliopsida; Brassicales; Brassicaceae. The transcript is spliced from 3 exons. The record is from RefSeq and is a predicted model, not a curated record.
AUGUUGCAGCAGCUGCUCCAAGGACAACAGCUCCAAGGGAAAGCUCUGAACCAGGUUACUACCGAGAUCGAUACCAGAAUGAACCAUAUGUUUGGAGAUUUAAGCACCAAGUACGAUAAUGUCGCGAGCCAUAUGAGACAGAUGGACAUUCAAAUAGCUCAGACUGCUGAGAGCGUCAAAAGGCAGCAAGGUACUUUACCUGGUAAAACAGACAAAAAUCUUAAGGAGUGCAAUGCAGUUCAACUGAGGAGCGGAAAGCAACUUUUCGAUCCGGGGAAGAGGAGGUUCACCACGGCUGAGAAAGGGAAGCAAAAAGAGUCGGAACAACUACCAGCCAAUACCCCAGCAGUUGAGAGGAAUACAGAACCAGCAGUUGGAACAAGUUCGCCAGGGCCAGAACAACCAGCUGAAGCUGUUCGCCCGAUCCCAGAGGUUGUUCCUCCUCGCGAAUACAUUCCUAAAGUCCCUUACCUUGUUCCAGCAAAGGCCACUCGUAAGGAUAGAGAGGAGAUAAAGUGCAGGAAGAUGCUGGAGGACCUAACCGUCCGACUCCCCUUGAUGGAUGCGAUACAGAUGAUGCCCUCCAUGCGCAGCUUUAUGAAGGGAUUGAUCUCAGGAAAAAUAUCAGAGGAGAGCGAAUUUAUGACAGUUUCCAAGGAGUGCAGCGCAGUGCUUCAGAACAGGCAGAUAAAGAAGCAAGGAGAUCCCGGCAAGUUUGUCCUCUCUAUCCAUAUUGGGAAGACAGUUUUGGCAUGCUCCUUGGUUGAUCUUGGAUCCAGCGUGAACCUCAUGCCUUACUCUGUAGCACGACGUCUAGGAUACACAAAUUUCAAACCAACUAAGAUAUCUUUAGUGUUCGCAGAUAGAUCAGUCAAAUCCCCAGUUGGUAUACUAGAGGAUCUCCAAGUAAAAGUCGGAAACACCUCUGUUCCAGCAGACUUCUUUGUUCUGGAGCUGGAAGAAGAGUCUAAAGAUCCUCUCAUCUUGGGAAGACCAUUCCUAUGUACUGUUGGAGCCAUCAUUGAUGUGCGACAAGGGAAGAUUGAUCUGAAUCUUGGGGACAUAGUCAUGCAAUUCGAGAUGGAUGAACUACUAAAAAAGCCGAUGUUAGAUGGGCAGACCUUUGAGGUUGAUGAAGGGAUUGACCCGCUGCAACCUCGCGAAGGAAUGAUCGAGGAGAUUCUUACAGAAGACCCACUUGAGCUUGCACUAGUAAGAGCUGAGGCCAAGCAGAGUGUCGUAAACAUUGAUGCAGACGGGUAUGCCAAGAUGCUUGAUUCCACAAGGAGUAUGGGAAAAAUGGUAGCGAGUCUAAGUCUGGGGGAGGCAAGCAACAGGGACGAGAACACUCCGGCUAGAGCGACCCCUACACCGAACUUGCCUGUUCCGCCGAACCAACCAGAUGAUCCCUGGAGCGAGCUUAAAGCUCCCAAGGUUGAGCUAAAACCCCUUCCCAAGGGGCUCAGGUACGCUUUCUUAGGUCCGAAUUCGACCUAUCCUGUCAUUGUGAACACUGAACUAAAUAAUGUGGAAACUGCAUUGCUUUUGUGUGAGCUUAGGAAAUAUCGUUUAUUUCAGAUCCCUAUCCAUCCAGACGAUCAGGAAAAAACGACGUUCACCUGCCCCUAUGGAACGUACGCUUACAGGAGAAUGGCAUUCGGCUUGUGCAAUGCGCCAACAACAUUUCUGCGCUGCAUGAUGUCAAUCUUUACUGACCUGAUUGAAGACAUUAUGGAGGUUUUCAUGGACGAUUUCAGCGUCUAUGGAAGCCCCAUUAGUGUCUGUUUGUCUAACUUGUGCAGGGUACUAAAAAGGGAUGGGAUUGUUCUGGGGCACAAGAUCUCCGAGAAAGGCAUUAAGGUGGAUAAGGCAAAGAUCGAGGUGAUGAUGAGCUUGCAACCACCAACAACUGUGAAAGCUAUCAGGAGUUUCUUGGGUCACGCAGGGUUUUACAGAAGGUUCAUCCAGGACUUCUCAAGGAUAGCGAGACCACUCACCAGACUGCUCUGCAAGGAGAUUAAGUUUGAUUUCGACAGUGAGUGCUUAGCUGCGUUCCAUACCAUCAAAAGAGCCCUAGUCAGCGCGCCUGUAGUACAACCGCCAGACUGGGAUCUCCCUUUUGAAAUCAUGACUGAUGCCAGCGAUUUUGCAGUUGGAGCAGUCCUUGGGCAGCGCAAAGAUAAGAAACUUCAUGUAAUCUAUUACGCAAGCAAAACCAUGGAUGAAGCUCAAUGCAGAUACGCUACGACUGAGAAGGAACUUCUGGCUAUUGUUUUUGCAUUCGAAAAGUUCAGAUCCUACCUGGUGGGAUCUAAGGUGAUUGUGCACACCGACCAUGCUGCUCUUAAGUACCUGCUCACAAAGAAAGAUGCAAAGCCGAGGUGUUGA